AAAAGAAGUUGUGGAAGACAGAGGAGGUGAUGGAGUGUUGGACGAAAGAAAUAUAGAAAUGGAUGACAAAGAGCUAGAAAGAAGUGAAGAAGCAGAAGAUAUCCAGCAUGAAGUGAGUGAAGAGGUGGAAGAAAGAGGGUUAAGAGAGGAAGAGAGCUCAGACAUUGAAAGAGAGUAGAGAGAGCUUGAAACGCCAGCACCCUGUUUGUCAGGUGUCCAUGGUAUGUUGUUCAUUGUGCUUUUCAAAUAUUUCUUUACAUAAAUAAAAAAUAAGCACAACCUAUUUGAUUUAUUUAACCUAUAAUCAUUUAAAGAACCAUAGCUCAAUGUAUGUUUAACCUUGCUUAUCGUGGUUACAGUCAGUGUUCUUUAUUAGAUAUUGUUGAGAUAUAUGCCUAAAAAAAAAAAACCUUUAGACAAAGGUUGCUGCAGUAGUAGCUGAAUGAUUAGGUGUUAAAUGUUUCAUACUGUAACAUUUAAAUAUAAGUGAUUUUUAUUUUACUUUACUAGGUAUAUCAAAAUUUAGGUCAGAAGGCCCGACCCAGCCAAAACUACAUACCUUCUGUCUGGAGGAGCUUCCGUGCUGAUUGGUACCAAACACAUCCAUGGCUUGAAUACUCACAGUCUAGAGAUGCCUGCUACUGUUUUGCAUGUAGACAUAUUUCUCUUCCUGAUGCUCCAAAGAGUGUUUUUACCUCCUUUGAGGGGUACAGUAAGUGGAAGAAGGCUACGUUUAAAGAUAGUGGGUUUUCUUCUCAUGCCAAAUCUGAGAACCAUGUAAACGCAAUGGUAGCAUGGGCAGAGAACAAAAAAAUGCAGGACAAAAAUACUUCGCUGUUGGGUGUCAUGGAUGAACAUUACCAGAAAAAGGUAACAAAGAAUCGAAAAUACAUCAAAACAUUGGCCGAAAUUCUUGUCCUAACUGCUUCUGAAAAUCUAGCCCAGCGGGGUCACAGAGAGUCUCCAGCCUCAGACAGACAAGGUGUUUUUCUGGCCAUGCUAGAUUUGUUGGGCAAACAUGAUCCCAUUGUUAAAAAGAGACUUGAACAGCAAACUAAAAAUGCUAAGUAUACAAGUAAAACCAUCCAGAAUGAAAUACUGUCUUGUCUGGCAGAAAUGGUGAACGAGGAAAUCAUGAAAGAAGUUAAAGAGAGUGUACAGUUUUCUGUGAUCGUAGAUGAGACUAAAGAUGUUCAGAAAAAAGAGCAAAUGUCAAUUGUUCUGAGAUACUAUUACAAUGGUCUGAUUUAUGAAAGCUUUCUAGAAUUUCAAGAGGCAUACAAGCUUGAUGCUGCUGGGUUAACUGAGAAAAUAAUUGGCUGUUUGGAAAAGUAUGGUUUGGAGUACAAGAAAAAUCUUGUAGGUCAGGGGUACGAUGGAGCUGCUGUAAUGAGUGGGGCCCAUUCAGGUGUCCAAGCGAGAAUAAAAGCAGUGGCCAAGCAUGCAUUUUAUGUGCAUUGCAGUGCACACAGUCUCAACCUGGUCAUAGUAGAUGCCGUCAAAAAUGUGCCAGACGCUGGGAAUUUCUUUUCUUUGUUGGAAAGACUUUAUGUGUUCUUGUCUGGAUCUUAUGUCCAUCAAAAAUGGCUUGAAGUACAGCGGAACAUGUAUGAUGGUGUAUCAGGGGAGCUCCAGCGACUCAGUGAUACACGCUGGGCUUGCAGACAUGUAGCAUGUCGCAAUGUCAUGGAUAGAUUGCCUGCUAUUUUGCAAGUGCUUGAAGAGCUCUCGGAUAAGAACAAUCCUCAAAGAGCCAUUGAAGCAAAAGGCAUAUUGGCCCAAAUUGAUGUCAGUUUUGUUGGAUGUCUUGUGCUCUUUCGAAAGGUGUUGAGUGACUCUAAUAUUUUGUCUGAGAUGCUCCAAUCUAAAUCUGUUGACCACUCUAAGGCUGUUGAACUCAUUGUCGCACUAAAAGAAACACUGACAAAUUAUCGCAGUGAGGCUUUUUUUGAAGACCUAUGGUCAGAAAUACUUAAUACGUGUGAAAAGAGUCACAUUUCAACAACAUUUCACACCCGAAAGCGGUCAAAACAGAUGGCUACAAAAUUUCAAGAUUCCAUCGUUACUUCCACACUUGGACAGCAUGUAGAACCAGACAGCAAGGAGACUUUUCGAGUCAAAGUGUUCUACCCAGUCUUGGACACCAUGAUUGGGGAAAUGGAAAGACGUUUUUCAGAUACCGAUUGCAACAUCAUGAAAGGCAUUCAGGCUUUAAAUCCGUCAAGCUGUAGUUUUUUAAGGGAGGAAGAGAUUGUCUCUUUGGCUAAUUCUUAUGAGUCAAGUGUUGAAGAUAUUAAACAUGAGCUUCACCAGGUAGGGAGAGUCCUAGUUAGACUUAAGAUGAAUGGAAAAGAAAGUCCUACUACUCUGAUGGAGUUUGCUCAUUUUCUGGAACCAUAUAAGCUUGUUUUCUUUGAGCUGUUCAGGUUGUGCAAAAUAGCUGUAGUGUUACCAGUUAGCAGCGCAACAUGUGAAAAGAGUUUUUCAGCUGUGAAGAUAAUCAAAAAAUUACCUAAGGUCUACAAUGGCAGAGAGUAGAUUGUCGAGUUUGGCUAUUCUCAGCAUUGAAUCAAAACGCACCAAGGCCUUGAAUUUAGAUGACUUUGUUAAAAGAUUUGCUGAACAACAUGGCAAUCGUCGCAUUCAGUUACAGUAGGUUCAGUUACUUGCAUUCUUUAGAUGUGAGUAGUGAAUAUGUCUGCAACUGUACACAUAUGCACCAAAGCUGUUUGUUGGAUGGUUUAAUAGACUGCUGGUCAUAACCUUGUUACAACAAAAUUUGUAAUUUAGUUUUCGGUCCAUCCAAAUUUGUUAGUUUUGUUAAAAAAAGAAGAGAUACUUGGAUUUAAAGGGACUUUUCUUGCUUUACUUGCACUAAAAUUAUUGAAUUUGUUUUUAUGUCUCAUCCAAGAUAUUUGAAUACUUUAAAAUGUGAUUUUGUUGCUCUUUUUGCACUGAAUACUGUGAUUUAUUUUAUUCAUUUCGAAGACAUAUUUUGGUGAUUUAAAUGUGGUUUCUGUAUAUUUAUUAUGUGUUUUUGACUUAACGAUCCAUUGAGAUUUUGUAUCAAUGUGCAGUCUGCAUUGUUUGUCAUGCUUAGUAAAUUAAACUUGGCAUAGACUUUGCAUAAAACGCAUAGGUUUGCGUAAAACACAAUAAAGAGAAGUUAAAUAUACUGUAACAUCUCAUUUAAUUUAUCUGACUUUCCAAUCCAGAUAUCAGAUUCAAGUCAAUCACAAAUCAGCCUUUAUUUCAUUUUUAUAAAACAAUGUAAAAAUGUGGCCCUAGUGUAUACACUGAAUAAAGAAUAGCAUUCCUUGAAUCCACAAAAACCAUGCUAGGAUGCUUGCUUCAGUGUUGCCACCCCUCAUAAUUUUAAUGCCACCCCAUGAAUAAUUUUCUAGAUCCGGCCCUGCUUCUGGGUGUUCAUGCGGCACUUCCGCCACACCAGGAAGUGCUGCUGGAAGUAUGUUUAACAAACGUGUGUUUUGUAAGAAACUCCGAGGUUUCUCUUUGGUUCACUGAGUCACUUUUGCAGGUGUUACACCAUCUUCGAGACAGGAUAGUUGAGCUGGAGGGGAAGGAGAUCGGGCCACAGAAGAUGCUAUGAGAGUGGGCAGAGCAGCGUGGCGCUGGAAUCUCUGGCCGGAGCAUCGUGGUGGUGCAGAUUGGUGAUCCCGACCGUGAAGAGAAAAGGCGCUGCACAGAUCCAGUGGCAGGACGGUGCUCUCUGAAACGAACACAGACGGUGGCCACACAGAAAGUUCUUCAGAAGACAAAGCCAUGAAAUCUAAGCUGAUGCAGUUAGAAUGUUACUUCACAUGGGGCUUGGAAAAAGAAGCUGUAGAUCUCGACAAACUGGUUCAACGAUUGUUAGAUUCUAUACGACUGCCUAUUGAGAAAGUAAGAACUUUCAAUUUUUUGGCUUAUGUGAAAUAUUUGCAGGGAUGUAAUGAAGAUGCACUUGCUUAUCUUAAGCAAGCAGAAGAUUAUGCGAAGAAAGACCAUGAAGAUGAAUUUGAAAAAUGGCUGUUGGUUACGUAUGGCAACUAUGCCUGGCUAUAUUAUCACAUAGGAGACAUCAGUAAGGCUCAAGACGUCUUAUCACAGAUCGAAGACAUCUGCAAGAAGAUCCCAUCAGCUUCUCACUAUUCUGCUCCACUUUCCAUCAUGGAUGGAGAGAAAGGAUGGUGUUACUUCAAGUUUGCAAGGAAAUACUAUAAAGAAGCAAUAGUUUAUUUUCAGAAAGCUUCUGAGCAAGAGCCAGAAGACCCAGAAUGGAACAAAGGCUAUGCAAUGGCACUGUAUCGUACUGAGUCCUUUGACAUAAUUUCAAUGGAAGAAUCACUUGCCUUAAAACAACUAAAGCAUGCCAUGGAGUUGAAUCCAGAAGAUGCUCAUAUUGUAGUCCUCCUUGGUUUAAAGCUUAUAUAUUUGAAGCAGCGUGAUGAAGGAAUUAAACUCAUUGAGAAAGCUCUGACUCUUGACCCAGAUGAGCCGUAUGUAACUCGCUAUGUAGCAAAGGGGUUGCGAAAUACUGGAUGUGUCGAUGAAUCUAUUAAUCUCAUAAAAAGGGCUUUGGAAAAGACGCCCAAUUCUGCUUUUCUGCACCAUCAGAUUGGCCUCUGUUACAGGAACAAAAUAUUCAAAUUGCAACCUUGGCGAAGAAGAUCUUGUAUCGAGAUGGGCAUUCAGCAUCUGGAAAAAGCACUUGAGUUGAAUCAUUUCUUUUUUAAUGCACAACUGGGAUUGGCCAAGAUGUAUGCAUUGUCAAAAGACUUUCAAAAAGCUGAAGAAUUGUUCCAGAAAGCAUGUGAAAUGCAGAAUACCUGUGAAGAAGACAUUGCAAUGAAACAUCGGAAUUAUGGAGAUUUCCUCUUUAAAUACAAACAAUCUGAGGUUCUUGCAAUUAAGCAAUACAAAGCAGGCUUAUCAUGUACAAAAGAGACACAUGACAAAGAAAGAUGCCUACAGCAACUGGAAAGGAUUGCAGAGAGACGCAUUCACUGGUAUCCAAAAGACGGGGAAGCAUAUGGUCUUCUGGGCUUGGUUCAUCAACACAGAAAGCAAGAAAUGUUAGCAAUUGAGUGCUUUGAGAAAGCUUUGCUCUAUGACCUGGGAAACGAAGACUACCUAAGCGCUCUUUGUGAAUUGCGGCUCAAGCUGGAAUAAAAGUUAUUUUAUUCUGAAGGCAACUUCCUCCUGUGUGUGAAGUGAGCACAGUCUAUGAUAUUAUUUUCAUCAUAUAAUCAUUUGGAAAUGACUGUUCAAACAAAGGAAGUUGUAGAUCCAAUCUAGAAAACCCAUCAUCCAUUUGAUUUACAGUAGAUGCUUAGCUUUGAUGCGACAAAUGAGAUGUUCUUCAUUGUUACUAACUUUCUCAAAACUAACUGCACAUUUUUUGUGAUUUUUAUUGGACAAUUCUUAAGUAGACUGAAUGCUUUCUAACCUCCAUAUGCGCUCCAUAUACUGCAUAUAAUAAAACCCCGUUAAAGUAAAAGGCCGAAUUAAGUGAAAGGAUAUCCACUAUACAGUAUUAGAACAUGACUUUCUCUUUUUGUAGUUUCCAGACUCAGAGUGCCUUAUUUUUCAGUCAGACAAUCCCUGACUCUUGGAUAAACUGAAGAGUUGACACCUGCUUCACGGAUACCACUCUGGACUUCAGCAAGUUUGUUCAAAAGAUGGGUAGAUGGAUGGAUGAAAGGACUGAUGAUUACACCAUCUCUCAACCUUCACUCACACAUCAGAAUAAAAUAAUUACACAUACAGUAUCAAUUAAUACAUAGUGUAAAACUUAAAAUGCACUCUUUAACUAUUUAACAUGAACUUUUCUAUGUGUUUUGUAUGAUGUGUGCACAUUUCUUAUGUAGCAUUAAAGUUUGUACCCCACUUUACUUCAGCAACUUAUUGUUCUAUAAGAACUGCUAAAUACUAUUAAUAUAUAAGAACAUUCAUGAAUGGGCAUUGCUUUGCCUCACAAUUUAAUAAAUACUGAGAAAUGAACAUCUUACAGUUUAGACAAAUGAAGGUGACUGGGAAGCAACCUAUGCACAUACAACAGAUAAAUAAAAAGACAUCUUGCUCUGCAUGGGCUCCCCUGUGCCAGGGAGAAUAACUGACUAUAAGAGAGAGCAGUGAGCCUGAUUGCUUCCCAAAUUAACCAAUUCUCUGAACUUCCAUAUCUCUUUCUCUUGGAUGAUUUCCUUCACUUAUCUGUUAUUUCUGGUAGACAGCCAUGAUCCAUUGAAUUUUAUAUCCAAGCUUGUAAGUUCCAGGCAGUGUUGGCUGUCUUUACCCCAAAUCUGUUACAUAUUCUUAGUCCAGGUGUCCAAAACAAUUCCUCGACUGUGUGAAUGCUACACAGGUUGGUUGGACAUCCCGACUAGAGAAGGGGAUGGUUCCUUAUCCGGACAGGAGGUUUCUAACAGGCAGAUGGGCAUCCUGACUAAGAGAAAGGAAGGAGCCAGACCCAGAAGUGAUGAUCGGAGGUGAUGGAUGGACAGCCCACUGGAAGUGGAAGGUAUUGCUGGAGACUUUUUAUUCUCCCAUAACAUGAGAUGGAAGCAGCCUGUAUUAG
Molecule: messenger RNA, 6577 nt
Organism: Polypterus senegalus (gray bichir)
Lineage: Eukaryota; Metazoa; Chordata; Cladistia; Polypteriformes; Polypteridae
Product: interferon-induced protein with tetratricopeptide repeats 5-like
Exons: 3
Coding region: 3784-5172 (462 amino acids)
Biological process (GO): defense response to virus
Cellular component (GO): cytosol
Molecular function (GO): protein binding
Source: RefSeq, a predicted model, not a curated record